Micromonas commoda is the source of this 1909-nucleotide messenger RNA. RefSeq lists its product as hypothetical. The transcript has a single exon. The coding region runs from base 28 to 1551 and encodes 507 amino acids. NCBI's taxonomy places the organism in Eukaryota, Viridiplantae, Chlorophyta, Mamiellophyceae, Mamiellales, Mamiellaceae. Gene Ontology annotation, molecular function: chloride channel activity. The record is from RefSeq and is a predicted model, not a curated record.
CAAUACGCCGACGAAUUAACAAGGUAAAUGCCGUUGGCCGGUCGAUCUUUCUUUACAGCACGCCGCGCUAAUAUCCUUCUGAGCGAUCGUUAUGUGGAUAGGCGUGCCCCGGCUAGCACCACGAUUAGCACUGCGCCUGGGAAAUUCUGCGGGGCGGCGCGCCCCGUUUCCGGCGGAACGUUUCAAAGCCGUUGCCAAGAUCCCGUUGCAGGGCAGCGGGGGAACGUACCAACUUGCCGGAAUAUCUCCUCAGGUAUGUCAACGCCGCCUGCUUAUUUCCCCGGCCCUGUAGAAGAUUUGGAAGAGAGUCUCGAACCCGCGGUGGUGGAGUGCCUCGAGUUCGUUGUUAAACGUGAGGCUAGCUUGAAUGGGUGCUCAUCCAGGCCAACUGUCAUCGAAACCAUGGAUGAUGACUCGUUUGACAUGGAAGAGAGUAUGAGUGAGUUCGUAAAGGCAAAUAGAUCUGGAAUUGGCGUAUACAAGAAUGCUUCGGGUUGCAUGUGUGAGGACGUGUUCUGCACAGAUCCAGGACUGAACCAGAACCUCAUCAGCAACGAGGGUAGUGCAACAAUUUCGAGGUUCUUCGACCAGGACGAGUGGGAACGACAUCGAAACGUCGGGAGGUACUGGAGGCAUCUUUUUAGCGCUCACAAGAGCACCGUGUUUCUAAGGGUGCUCGAGCCCGUCCUCAUGAUGUCCACAGCAGCAGCACUGGUCGCAGCGUGGAAUACCUUCAUGACCACUGUGUAUGGACUCCCGGCGCUGUGCAUAGUUCCCCUCGCUCACCAGCUGACAGGUGGCGUGGUGUCUCUCAGUCUUGUGUUUCGUACGAACAACGCGAAUAGACGAGUUAUCGACGCCAGACAGCUGUUGAGUAAGCUGAGCAAGUGCACCAGGGACAUGACACGCGUAAGCCAAUACAUCCCAAACGAGGGAGACUGCAGGAUAGAAACAUUACGGCACCUGCGCGCUUUUCCCUACGCGCUUGAGUCUCACGUCAGAAAGGGCCGAACUCGUCAGAAUCCGAAAGAUCCGACCUCAUUUAGGGUUGACCCUAUGCCUUGCAUGGCUAGAGCACUCGGCAAGAGAAGGGCAAGGAGGUUCAUGUUUUAUGAAAACAUCCCAGCACAGGUUCUUAUGGAUAUGACACAGAUACUGCAGCGCGCUCUGAUGAAGGGCAUGAGCACGCAAAUGCAUGCUCAAGCGGAGAUUAUUGUUAAAGAGCUCAGCGCCGUGCUCGCAGAGAGCGAGAAAAUCCUUUAUACUCCCAUCCCGAUCUCGUUUACUCGCCACACUAGCCGCAUACUCACAAUGUGGCUUUUCACUUUACCACUCUCUCUCUGGCUGCCACUAGGUUGGUGCAUGGUCCCCGCAGUAUUUUUAAUAAGUUGGGUAAUGCUUGGCGUUGAUGAGAUAGGCAUUGAGAUUGAGGAACCUUUCUGCAUCCUGCCAGUACGACCACUGUGUGACAUGUGUGACAGAGAGAUCGUUGGAACUAUGGCGCAGGCAUUGCAAGCGCAAGAUUACCAACCGGCAAGGAAGAAAGUGUGAAAGAGGCACGGAAAUACUGGGAAGCGCGAAUCUUCUAGUGCCUGGUACCUGGUGAUGUUUUGCUAUACUUGCAUGACAAGUGUUGCACAGCUGUGAACAUAACGCACUUCUGUGGUACCUUCGAACGAAGGUACGAAGGUUCCUCCGAAGGUGCGACGGUCCCAUCAACGCACCUUUCACAAUGGUCCCUGGCCGUGGUUUCUUUUGAGCGAUGAUAUGCUGAAGCUUAGUAUCAGUGUAGAAAGCCAGAAUCGUAUAGGGGUCAGUGAUAAUACUUGUGCUCGGGCUGUUAAGAUGGAAGUGAACUUGAAACUUGAUCUCGCAGGCUUCGGAAGAUCAAUAAAUAUUUGUAUUACAC